Molecule: messenger RNA, 2202 nt
Organism: Poecilia latipinna (sailfin molly)
Lineage: Eukaryota; Metazoa; Chordata; Actinopteri; Cyprinodontiformes; Poeciliidae
Gene: dyrk4
Product: dual-specificity tyrosine-(Y)-phosphorylation regulated kinase 4
Exons: 13
Coding region: 284-2071 (595 amino acids)
Biological process (GO): peptidyl-serine phosphorylation; peptidyl-threonine phosphorylation
Cellular component (GO): cytoskeleton; cytoplasm; nucleus
Molecular function (GO): protein serine/threonine/tyrosine kinase activity; protein serine/threonine kinase activity; ATP binding
Source: RefSeq, a predicted model, not a curated record
GGUUUUUGCAGAAGUGAUCUAUUUUCGGAUCACUGUGCAUUAUUUUUACUAGCCUGGUUAUAACCCGACUCAGAUGCCGAGAGGCUGUGGGUUGCUAAAGAAGCUGGAGAACCGAGCCAGCACAAACUAGCAGUUUGAUGAUUAUUUUACUCAGCUGCUUCCAGUACUUGCAUUCAGAUGAAAACAGGCCAUUAAAGUCGCUAUAAUGCAUCAUUCUUUAUUGCAUUCUGUAAAGCGAUAAAAGUCACAGUUCUUUUUUUUUCUUGUUUUGUUGAACAUUUUCAUGAAGUUUGUCUCGUUUCUCCUGCAGGCGUCCCGGCCAGAGGCGUUCCCUCACCCCCACAGACUCCCAGUGGAAGGCAGCCGCAUCGGAGCAAACCGACCCUGUUCACAGAAGUUCAGCUCUGGUUUGGGGUCGCUGCCGCAGCUGGAGACCCCCGUGGUCCAGGUGGUCGUCAGCAACGCCAAAAACCAGCAGCAGCAGUCGGACAACAUCCUGCCGCAGAUCACCAACAAAGGAGGUCAAAACAACUACCAAGCGGUCGAGAGGUCAAAGUCAACUCAGCAGUUCACGAUGCGUUACGGCGCAGCGACAGACAAGGCGGCCAUGUCGCGUAACGGGAAGGCGCUCGGAAACAAGAUGGAGAAGGAGCGAGCGUACGAAGGACAGCGGCUGCCCAUGUCGCCUGCAGAGGCGCUCAGUAACUUCCGGGAGCGGCUGACGGAGUUCGAGCAGGAGGAGGUCAGCGACUACGCCGAGGUCUGGUUCCUGGGUCUGGGCUCGCAGAAGAUCGAAGGAUCCCAGGGAGCGGCGCAGAACAACGGAUACGACGACGAACACGGGAGCUACGUCCGGGUGCUCCAUGACCACAUCGCGUACCGGUUUGAAGUUCUUGAAGUGAUCGGGAAAGGUUCGUUUGGCCAGGUCCUGAAAUGUCUGGACCACAAGAGCAACGAACUCGUCGCCAUCAAGAUGAUUCGCAACAAGAAAAGAUUUCAUCACCAAGCUCUAGUGGAGCUGAAGAUUCUGGAGGUGAUAAAGAAGAAGGACAAAGACAACCUGCACAACGUGAUCCACAUGAAGGAGCACUUUUACUUCCGGAACCACCUCUGCAUCUCCUUUGAGCUCCUCGGGGUGAACCUUUAUGAGCUGAUCAAGAAAAACAACUUCCAGGGCUUCAGCCUGGCGCUGAUCCGGCGGUUCGCUCACGCUCUGCUGCGCUGCCUGCAGAUGCUGCACCGGGAGAAGAUCAUCCACUGCGACCUCAAACCGGAGAACAUCCUCCUGUCUCAGCGAGGGCCGGGGAACAUCAAGGUGGUCGACUUCGGAUCGAGCUGCUACGAACAGCAAAGAGUGUACACCUACAUCCAGAGUCGCUUCUACCGCUCCCCAGAGGUCAUCCUGGGUCACCCCUACAGCAUGGCCAUCGACAUGUGGAGCCUGGGCUGCAUCCUGGCUGAGCUCUACACCGGCUACCCGCUGUUCCCCGGGGAGAGCGAGGUGGAGCAGAUCGCCUGCAUCAUGGAGGUUCUCGGGACGCCUCCAAAUGAUUUUGUCCAGUCGGCAUCAAGGAGGAAGUUAUUCUUCGACUCCAAAGGAAACCCGAGGAACAUCACUAACAGCAAAGGGAAGAAAAGGAAACCCGACUCCGUUGAGAUGUCAGCGGCGCUGAAAACCAACGAUCCGUUGUUCCUGGACUUCAUCCAGCGCUGCCUCGCUUGGGAUCCAGCGAAGAGGAUGACUCCUGAUGAAGGGCUGCAGCACCAGUGGAUCCUGGAAGGAAACUUCAACAAAGUGAGAUCCAGAACCAAGCCGACAGCGAAGAGGGGCGCGGAGAGCUGCAGCGGCGCAAACAGCAGGCCUGAGAAGGUCGGUGCAGAACAUGGCAGCAACGACAAGCUGAAGAGGGACGGCUCCGAGGCUGGAUCAAAGAUGGCGUCCGGCGAACGCCUGCGGCCCCUCGGCGCCUCGGCGGAGGAGGAAGUGUGUGAAAGCGAAGGCGGUGAGCGGCCGGUCCACAUCAUCAUCAAACCACAAGAAGAAAUGAGCACAGAGCGGAAAGACGGCUAGCAGGCCGGAGGACCGGGACGCGUUCAGGGCCGCUGGGAAAUACGAUGUUCUGGUCUGGACUUACAGGAAGAAACCCUGAAUUCAGUGAAGUGGGUUUUUUCUACAUGAUGGGAAAAACAUCAACAGUGACG